Molecule: messenger RNA, 8246 nt
Organism: Caenorhabditis angaria
Lineage: Eukaryota; Metazoa; Nematoda; Chromadorea; Rhabditida; Rhabditidae
Source: the annotation of a GenBank genome assembly
AUGGUUCGAAUAGUCGAACCCUCAUUUGUCAACCACGAUGGAGGUGCGAUCUACUCCAUCGAUGCUCAUCCAUCCGGCUCAAAAUUCAUCACAUGCGGUCAAAAAGAGCUUAGCAGCUCCGGUGUUGUCAUGAUCUGGAAUAUGAGUCCCAUCGAAUCGGAAAAACACUAUAAGGAUCCAAAUGUACCAAAAAUUCUUUGUCAAAUCUACACACAAGCCGGUGCAAACUGUGUGAGAUGGUCUCCGGAUGGAAAACGAUUUGCAGUGGGUUCCGAUGAUUUUUCAGUAUCAGUUUGGGAAUUUAGUAAGCUUUUUUGAAAUAAAAAGAGAAAAUAACAUAAGAAAAUGAAAAUUUUCAGUCGGAAAAGUGAAUUCUGCUGGAAGUGUUUUGGGAAAAGGCGCCAACAUCGAAAGAUAUCGCGAAAUCUCAACAUGCCGUGCACAUUCGAUGGAAGUUUUAUCCGUGGAAUGGUCACAGAACGGAAAAUAUUUGGCAAGUUCCUCUAUGGAUAAUCUAAUCUACAUUUGGAAUGCGAAAAAACUCGGGGAACGUGUGGCGUGUUUAAAGGGACAUGGUGAUUCGGUGAAGGGAGUCGCGUGGGAUCCGAUUGGAAAGUAUUUGGCGACGAUUUCGGCGGAUAAAUCGCUGAAGAUUUGGCAGACUGAUAAUUGGGAAUGUUGUACGACUAUUACGGAACCUUUUAAAUCUGUGAGUCGGAGCGAGCCGGAAGUUUUCCGCGCUGUCUUCUUACGUAGUAUAGCCAGCCGCGUUCGCGGAAGUUUGCGGUCUACACUCGCUACGCUCGAAAAGUUUAUCCGCAAGCUUCCGCGCAGCGGCCACGUGGAUUACUAUGACGUGGACCUGUAGAUUCCUAUGGUUUCCACGUCAUAGUGACCACGUGGCCGCGUUCGCGGAAGAUAGUGCCGCUGACGCGGAAGCUUGCGGUUUACACUCGCUACGCUCGAGCAGCGAAGCCGCGAGUGUAAACCGCAAGCUUCCGCGCAGCGGCACUGUCUUCCGCGAACGCGGCCACGUGGAUUAGUAUGACGUGGACCUGUAGAUUGCUAUGGUUUCCACGUCAUGGUAACCACGUGGCCGCUAAAGCGGAAGACAGUGCCGCAGACGCGGAAGCUUGCGGUCUACACUCGCUACGCUCGAGCAGCGAAGCCGCGAGUGUAAACCGCAAUCUUCCGCGCAGCGGCACUAUCUUCCGCUUCAGCGACCAUGUGGAUUACUAUGACGUGGAAACCAUAGGAAUCCACGUGGCCGCUGAAGCGGAAGACAGUGCCGCUGACGCGGAAGCUUGCGGUCUACACUCGAGCAGCAAAGCCGCGAGUGUAAACCGCAAGCUUCCGCGUCAGCGGCAAGUUAGGCUAAGUCGCCGCGGAAGCCUAUGCAAAAAUAAUAUUCUUCCCUCAGAGCGGCCAAAAAACCAUGUUCACCCGCCUUGAUUGGUCACCAGAUGGAAAAUACCUGUUCACACCAUCUUCCACCAACAACAACGCGCCAACAAUUCAAAUCGUCGAGCGGCAAACGUGGAAUAUUGAGCGAGAUUUCGUGGGACACCGCAAAGCGACAACUUGUGUACGAGUGCUGCCAAGGAUUUUGUAUGCGGAGCUGAAAAAUGGAAAGAAAAUGCAAUUGUGCUGUGUUGCAACAGGUAAAUUGCAGAAAUGUUUUUUCUCAAGGAACCGCGCCUUGAGAACCUAGUUUUCUAGGGUUCGCGUCGAGAGAUCCACGCCUUGAGAGCUAUAUUGAUUGAUAAGGCGCUGAUCCUUGCCGAAGUGAAUCUCUCGAAGCGAGCCCUAGACAACUAGGUUCUCUAGGUGUGGCUGCUUCUCAUAGAAGCUCUCAAGGCGCGUCUAUUUGUUCUCCUUGUUCUCAAGGAGCCACGUCUUGAGAGCUUCUAUGACAAGCAGCCACUCCUAGAGAACCUAGUUGUCUAGGGCUUGCGUCGAGAAAUUCACUUCUCAUGAAGCAACGCCUUAUCAAUCAAUAUAGCUCUCAAGCCGCUGAUCCUUGUGGAUCUCUCGACGCGACCCCUAGACAACUAGGUUCUCUAGGCGCGGCUCCUUGAGACCAACAAUAUUUUUUCCAGGUUCCCGCGACCGAAGCAUCGCAAUCUGGCUGCUCCCCGGAAUCUCUCGCCCGCUUCUAGCCCUCACCAAAAUAUUUACACACAGUGUAAUGGAUAUGAUGUGGAAUGGUCUGAAUCUCACAGUAUGUUCACAAGACGGAAGUAUUUUGUCGAUUUUAUUCGAUGAAAAAUCGCUGGGCGAAAUUGCGAGUAGCCAAAUGAUGAGCGAUUUAUGUCAGAAAAUUUAUUGUAUUCGACCACCGCAAUAUGAAAUGGAAGGACUUUUGGAUGAGGAAAAUGAAGAAGCUGCGGCGGAAAAUUCGAUUUUGGAUAACUCUUUUGGAUCGUCAUUUGUCACGUGUCCUGAAGAGGUUUUGGCGAAGAGAAAGGUGAGGGUUUUGGCUGAAAAUUUCGAUUUCUAGCACAGAAUUUUGAUCUAGAAGGAUUUUCAGUCGGAAAUUUAGGAGCUGAAAAUUUUUCUAGACUGGAAUUUCGCGCUGGAAAUGCUGGAAAUCGAGGUUUUCAUGAUUUUCAGCGCGAAAUUUUGAUCUAGAGGGAUUUUCAGCCAGAAAUUUGUGAGCUGAAAAUUUUUCUAGACUGAAAUUUUGCGGUGAAAAUCGAGAAGAUAUCGAUUUUCAGCAUUGCUCAUCUUAAUCUUCAAGUUUUUUAACCUGAGCAAUACUCAAAAAAAUUUCUAUAGAACUGAAAAACAUUAAUAUGAGCAAUGGUAAAAUUUUCCUCAAAAUCAGAGCAAAUUAUUUUUUUUUUCUCACAAAAAAUUCACUGUUUCAAGAUUUUUUGAAAUUUUGAUUUUCAGCGCAUUUCUGCCAAAAAUUUGUCUUCAAUCCUUCUAGAUCAAAAUUUUGUGCUGAAAAUGCUGGAAAUCUAUAUUUUCUUGAUUUUCAGCACGAACUUUUGAUCUAGAAGGAUUUUCUGCCAGAAAUUUAGGAACUGAAAAUGUUUCUAGACUGAAAUUUUGCACUGAAAAUCAAUAUUUUCUUGAAAAUUAUCGAUUUUUUUUGCAGAAAGAAGAAGAAUCGACGAAAACAGCCCAAGAAAAGCCAAAAAUCUCAACUCAAAUCGAAACCGAAAAUGAAGAAGCCAAAAAAUUGGAGCAAAAAUUGAUCGAAGAACGAAAUGUGCAAAAAGAAGAAGUGGCUCAGAAUGGAAAACGACGAAUUCAGCCAAUAUUUUUGGCAUCAACUUCGACUGGAGAAGUUUUGGAAAAGAAUUUGGUGAAAAAUGUGGAAAAAACUAGAGAAAAAGAGGCGGAAUUAUUGAAAAAACGGAGGGAAAUUGAGGAAAAUGAAGAGGAUUUGGAAGAUGAAAGCGAAGAUGAUAGUGAUGAUGAUGAAGAUGAACAAGAGGAAGAAAUUGAGGAGGAUUUGGGAGAAAAUGAGAAUGAUAAAAGAAAGAAAAGAAAAAGAAGAAGGAAUGAAAAUGAAGAGGAGGAGGAUAUGGUUAUGACUAUGAAUUUUAAGGUUUGUUGGCUGAAAAUCGCGGAAAAUCAUUAUUUUCUUGAUUUUCAGCGGGGAAUUUUGAUCUAGAAGGAUUUUCAGGCGGAAAUUUGAGAGGUGAAAAUGUUGCCUUGAAAAAUUUUUUCAGCUUCUAAAUUUCUUGCUGAAAAUUCUCUUCUAGAUCAAAAUUUAAUGCUGAAAUCGCUAAAAAUCAAUAUUUUCUUGAUUUUCAGCGCGAAAUUUUGAUCUAGAAGAAUUUCCAGACUGAAAUUUUUGGCUGAAAAUCGCUGAAAAUCAAAAUUUCAAAAAAUCUUGAAACAGUGAAUUUUUGUGAGGAAAACAAAUAAUUUGCUCUGAUUUUGAGGAAAAUCUUACCAUUGCUCAUAUUAAUGUUUUUCAGUUUUAUAGAAAAAUUGGAGUAUUGCUCAUGUUAAAAAUCAAAAAUUUAAGAUGAGCAAUGUUGAAAAUUGCUGAAAAUCGAUAUUUUUUUGAUUUUCAAUAGAAAAUUUUGGUCUAGAAGAGAAUUUUCAGAGAUUUGGGAGCUGAAAAUUUUUUCUAGAUCAAAAUUUGAUUUUCAGCAUUGCUCAUCCUAAUUUUCAAGAAUUUCAACCUGAGCAAUACUCGAAAAAAAUUUCUAGAGAACUGAAAAAAAUUAAUAUGAGCAAUGCUAAUAUUUUCCUCAAAAUCAGAGCAAAUUAUUUUUUUCUCACAAAAAAUUCACUGUUUCAAAAUUUUUUGAAAAAAAAUUGAUUUUAUUAAUUUUUGAUGGAUUAGAGUGUUCUGUGAAAAUAACAUUUUUUUGUGCUGAAAAUCAAGAAAAUAUUGAUUUUCAGACAUUUUCAGUAGUUUCAGCAUUUUCAGCACAAAAUUUCAGUCUAGAAAAAUUUUCAGCUCCUAAAUUUCUGGCUGAAAAUCCUUCUAGAUCAAAAUUUUGUGCUGAAAAUCACUGAAAACUCGAUUUUCAGCCAAUUUUUUCCAGCAACCAACACUUCGCCGAAAUGAACCUGCCAGUAUGAAAGUCACUGAGGGUACUGUAGUAAUGGAUGCUCCGGAAAAACGAGCAACAAUUGUGUAUAAUGUGUUGGAUGUGGGUUUUUUCACGGUGUUUUGGAGUUAGCCUAAGUUUUACCCAUUUUUUUUGUUUAGCGGAAAAAUCUACAAUUCGAAAUUGACAACAAAUAUCGAAAUUCUGGAAUUGAAACCACAUUGGUCAAAUUGGUUCGCAAAAAAAUCAAUAAUUCAUCUGAAAAUGCUGAAAAUUCGGGAAAAAAGAGGAAUUUGGAAAAUGUUUGGACGAGUGUUAUUGGAGCUGUUGUUUUGAAUGUGGCUGCGAAUCGGUGAGAUUUGGCUGAAAAUUUAUAUUUUCAGCAUUUUCGUAAUUUUGAUCUAGAAGGAUUUUCAGCCAGAAAUUUGGGAGCUGAAAAUGUUUCUAGACUGAAAUUUUGCGCUGAAAAUUUCUGAAAAUCAAUAUUUUUCAGAUUUUCAGCAUAAAAUUUAAGAGCUGAAAUUUUUUUUUUGAAAUUUUUUUUCGAAAUUUUUUUUUCGGAUUUUUUAUUUUUUCAGUCAAAAACUUUUCUAGCUGAAAAUUCCUAAAAAUCAAUUUUUGUACUGAAAAUCAAUAUUUUCUUCAAUUUCAGCUAAAAAUUUCAUUCCAGAAAAAUCCAGAAAUUCAGGAGCUGGAAAUCUCUGAAUAUCAAUAUUUUCCAGAUUUUCAGCGCGAAAUUUAGAAGCUGAAAUUUUUUUUGAAAUUUUUAAAGAAUUUUUGUUUUUUCAGUCAAAAACUUUUCUAGACCUAAAUUUUGUGCUGAAAACGCUGAAAAUUCCUAAAAAUCAAUUUUUGUGCUGAAAAUCAAUAUUUUCUUCAAUUUCAGCUAAAAAUUUCAUUCUAGAAAAAUCUGAAAAUCCUGGAUUUUCAGCCAGAAAUUUGGGAGCUGAAAAUUUUUCUAGACUGAAAUUUUGUGCUGAAAAUUGCUGAAAAUUGAGUUUUCCUUGAUUUUCAGCGCGAAAUUUUGAUCUAGAAGGAUUUUCAGCCUGAAAUUUAGACGCUGAAAAUUUUUCUAGAUUGAAAUUUUGUGCUGAAAAUGCUGAAAAUGACCAAAAAUCAAUAUUUUCAGUCAUAUUUCUCUAUUUGGUUGUGCUGAUCGUUGUCUUCGUGUUUAUUUGACUGAAUGUGGAAGUUUAUCACAUUGUAUUCGAUUGGAUUCCGCGCCAGUUUCAAUUGGAAUCCGCGAAUUUGCUGGUUAUGUUUUGACGGAAUAUGGAAAAUUGAGCACUUGGUGAGUUUUUUGAUACCAAAUAUGAUUGGGGUUUCAGAAUUUUGAGCUGAAAAUUGAUUUUCAGCGCUAAAUUUAGUGAAUUUUGUGCUCGAAAUCAUGAAAAUAUUGAUUUUUAGUAUUGCUCAUCUUAAUCUUCGUGAUUUCUAACCUGAGCAAUACUCAAAAAAAUUUCUAUAAAACUGAAAAACAUUAAUAUGAGCAAUGCUAACAUUUUCCUCAAAAUCAGAGAAAAUUAUUUUUUUCUCACAAAAAAAUUCACUGUUUCAAAAUUUUUUUGAAAAUAAAUUUUAUUUUAUUUAGUUAUUGGAACAACAGAUUUAGAAAAAAAAACGAUUUUGUGCUGAAAAUCAAGAAAAUAUUGAUUUUCAGACAUUUUCAGUAGUUUCAGCGUUUCAAGCACAAAAUUUCAGUCUAGAAAUUUUUUUUCUGAAAAAAAUUAGAAUUUCUGGCUGAAAAUUCUUCUAGAUCAAAAUGUUGUGCUAGAAAUCAUGAAAAUAUUGAUUUUCAGCGAUUUUCAGCAUUUCCAGCAUCAAAUCUUUCAAUUUCCAGGGAUUUCCAAUCCACAAAAUCAAUUUUAUCUCGUCAACCAAUAUUCGAAUGUGUCGAAACUUCCAACGAAACAUCGUUAUCCAGUCUGGAAAUCAGUGAAAAUGGAAUUCCUCUAAUUUUGCUCUCAAAUGGCUCGGUUUACACUUUUAAUAUUGGAAUCGCGUGUUGGAUUCAAGUGAUCACAUCGAAUUUGUCAUCGAAAUUUUUUGAGCCAAUUCAGGAGAGCCAAAUGGGUGAUGGACCAUUGGGAAGAUUGUUGAGAAGGAUUAGGAGGUCUGUCAGAGGUUUUUGGGUUGAAAUUGGGGAAAAAUGGAGAUUUUUGGAGCUGAAAAGACACGUGGCAUGAAAAUUUCACGUUUUUUGAGACCAAACAAGCCUAGAAACCUUUCUGUGUUGAAAAUCAUUGCUCAUCUUAAUCUUCAAGAUUUUUAACCUGAGAAAUACUCAAAAAACUCAAAAAAAAUUUCUAUAGAACUGAAAAACAUUAAUAUGAGCAAUGGUAGCAUUUUCCACAAAAUCAGAGCAAAAUUUUUUUUUUUACAAAAAAUUUACUGUUUCAAGAUUUUUUGAAAAUAAAAUUUAUAUAAUUUAUUUUUGAUAUUGUAACUUUUGGUUUUCGAAAAAAAUUUCGUGCUGAAAAUCAUGGGAAUAUUGAUUUUUAGCCAUUUUCAGCGUUUUCAGCACGAAAUUUUGGUCUAGAAAUUUUUUUGACUGAAAAAAUGAAAAAAUUCGAAAAAAAAUUUCAAAAAAAAAUUUAGCUACUGAAUUUAUGAAUGAAAAUCCUGGAGAAUUUUCCAGAUCAGAAAUUUGAGCUGAAAAUAAAGAAUUUAUUGAUUUUCAGCAUUUUUAGCACAAAAUUUCAGUCUAGAAACAUUUUCAGCUCCCAAAUUUCUGACUGAAAAUCCUUCUAGAUCAAAUUUUUGAGCUGAAAAUCGAAAAUUUAUUGAUUUUCAGCAUUUUCAGCACAAUAAAACCUUCUUUUUUGCAGAACUGGAACUUGUUCAAAUAUCCCAACAACAAUAUCAAAAUCAAUAAAAGAAGCGCAAAUUGAGCAAUUAUUGAAUUGUGCUGAAAUACUCGGAAAUUCAUCGGAUUAUAAAUCAAUGAUCAAUUUGUAUGUCGAAACAUUGUGUGAUAAUGGUAAGCUACCUACUGAAAAUGGCUGAAAAUCGAUGUUUUCAUGAUUUUCAGCACGAAAUUUUGAUCUAGAAGGAUUUUCAGACAGAAAUUUGGGGAGCUGAAAAUCGCUGAAAAUCAAUAUUUUCUUGAUUUUCACCGCGAAAUUUUGUGCUGAAAACGCUGAAAAUCAAUUUUUCAAUUCUGUUUUCAAAAAAUCUUGAAACAGUGAAUUUUUUGUAAGAAAAAAAAAUUUGCUCUGAUUUUGAGGAAAAUGUUAGCAUUGCUCAUAUUAAUGUUUUUCAGUUUUAUAGAAAUUUUUUUGAGUAUUGCUCAGGUUAUAAAUCUUGGAGAUUAAGAUGAGAAAUGCUGAAAAUUGCUGAAAAUCAAUAUUUUCUAGAUUUUCAGCCAGAAAUUUAGAAGCUGAAAAUGUUUCUAGGCUGAAAUUUUGUGCUGAAACUGCUGAAAAUCAUUAUUUUCAUGAUUUUAGCUCAAAAUUUUAGAAAAAAAGUUUCCUAACCUUGUUUGGUCUCAAAAAACGUGAAAUUUUUAUGCCACGUGGAUUUUCAGCACCCCAAAAAUCCCCAAUUUUUCCAGCCAACGAAAAGAAGCUUGCAAAACUGUUCGUCGAAUCGUCGUCCGCUAAAAUAUCGAUUUGCGGCCUUCGCCGCGCGGCAAUUUUCGAAGAUUUGAAAAAUCUCGUCAAAAAUCGACAACCCUCAAUUGCAGCCAGGAUUUUUGCACAAAAUUCGAAUUUAUCGAUUUUUUGA